Molecule: messenger RNA, 2605 nt
Organism: Cygnus olor (mute swan)
Lineage: Eukaryota; Metazoa; Chordata; Aves; Anseriformes; Anatidae
Product: cadherin-1-like
Biological process (GO): multicellular organism development; calcium-dependent cell-cell adhesion; cell-cell junction assembly
Cellular component (GO): plasma membrane; catenin complex; adherens junction
Molecular function (GO): cadherin binding; calcium ion binding; hydroxyisourate hydrolase activity
Source: RefSeq, a predicted model, not a curated record
CGCCCCUCCCGGUGCCUCCGUUUCACCGCUGCCGUUCCCCCGGUACCUCCGGGCGGCCCCGCAGGCAGCACCCGGCACCUCCGUGCGCCCCCCCCCGGGCUCUCCUCGCGCACCCGGUUGGGGCAGCGGCAGCCGGUGCCCGGCGGUGGGAGGUGGAGAGCCGCGGCCCCCCCGCUCCAGGGGGCUGAGAGGGUCACAGUCCAAGGGCAGGGACCUGGCCCUGGUCAGUGCUCGGAGCACCCAGAGUGGCCGGAGCCAUGUCACCCUGCGCCCUCCUCCUCCUCCUCCUCCUGCAGGACGCGGUGCUCAGCACCCAGGCAGACGUCGUGGCCUUCCCCGAGUCCGGCCCCGGCCUCCGAAGGCAGAAGAGGGACUGGGUCAUCCCCCCCAUCAGCUGCCUCGAGAACCACCGGGGGCCCUUCCCCAUGAAGCUGGUGCAGAUCAAAUCCAACAAGGACAAGGAGACCAAGGUUUUCUACAGCAUCACGGGGCAGGGGGUGGACAGCCCCCCCGUGGGCGUCUUCACCAUCGAGCGUGAGACGGGGUGGCUGGAGGUGACGCAGCCGCUGGACCGCGAGGAGAUCGGGAAAUACGUCCUCUUCUCCCAUGCAGUGUCGGCCAACGGGCAGCCCGUGGAGGACCCGAUGGAGAUCAUCAUCACGGUGACAGACCAGAACGACAACAAGCCCGUCUUCACCAAGCAGGUCUUCGUCGGCUACAUCGAGGAGAACGCGAAGCCGGGCACCUCCGUGAUGACAGUGAACGCCACGGACGCGGACGACGCGGUGAACGUGGACAACGGCAUCAUCAGCUACUCCAUCGUCAGCCAGGAGCCGCCGCGCCCGCACCACCAGAUGUUCACCAUCGACCCCCAGAAGGGCGUCAUCAGCGUCCUCGGCACGGGGCUGGACCGGGAGACCACCCCCAACUACACGCUGAUCGUCCAGGCCACGGACCAGGAGGGCAGGGGGCUGUCCACCACCGCCACGGCCGUCAUCGAGGUCACGGAUGCCAACGACAACAUUCCCGUCUUCGACCCCAACACGUAUGAGGGGACGGUGGACGAGAACGAGGUGGGGCUGGAGGUGGCCAGGCUGCACGUGACGGACCAGGACAUGCCGGGCUCCCCGGCCUGGCAAGCCGUCUACCGCAUCAAGAGCGGAGACCAGGACGGCGCCUUCAGCAUCACCACCGACCCCAACACCAACGACGGCAUCCUGAGAACUGCCAAGGUGGGUCGUGGCGCUGCGGGGCUGCCCCGUGCAGGCCGCGUCCCCGCCGGCGCUGGUUCCAGCCCAGCUCUUCUCGCCGACCUCCAGGGCCUGGACUACGAGACCAGGAGCCGCUACGACCUCGUGGUGACGGUGGAGAACAAAGUCCCCCUCUCCGUGUCCCUCGGGCUCUCCUCGGCCAGCGUCCUGGUGCUCGUCAGGGAUGUGAACGAGCCCCCCGUCUUCGUGCCCCCUGUCAAGAGGGUGGAGGUGUCGGAGGACCUGCCGGUGGGGCACGAGGUCACAUCCUACACAGCCCAGGACCCCGACAAGGAUCAGAGGAACAAAAUCACGUACCGCAUGGGCAGCGACCCCGCGGGGUGGCUGGCCAUCCACCCCGAGAACGGCAUCGUCACGGCCGUCCAGCCGCUGGACCGGGAGUCGGUGCACGCCAUCAACAGCACCUACAAGGCCAUCGUCCUCGCCGUGGACAACGGGGUGCCGGACGCAACUGGCACGGGGACGCUGCUGCUGCACCUCCAGGAUGUGAACGACAACGGGCCCACGCCGGAGCCCCGGAUCUUCGACAUCUGCAGCCGGCAGCCUGAGGAGCAGACGCUGACCAUCGUCGACAAGGACCUGCCCCCAAACACGUACCCCUUCGAGGCAGCGCUGGAGCACGGCUCCAGCACCAACUGGACCGUCAAGGUGUCCGGCCAAGACUCGCUGGUCCUGAAACUGCAUAAGGAGCUGGAGCCGGGGGAGUACAGCAUCUUCCUGAGGCUGACGGACAGCCAGGGCAAGGCGCAGGUGACACAAGUCAAAGCCCGGGUGUGCGAGUGCGAAGGGGCAGCCGAAAACUGUCAGCAGAGAGCGUUCACUGCCACAGCCAUCGUCAAGAUCAGGGAUGCCAUCGACAACGCUCCCGUCUUCAGCUUCACCAUGGUUGGAGGCACGGAGAGGCCGCGCGGCUCCCUGACCACCCACGUGCUGAACACGGCCACGGGGCUGCCCGCCGCCCGCCUCGCCCUCCGCCUGGCCCAGCUGCAGGAGCCGGGGGCGCAGUGGAGGGAGCUGGUGCAGAGGUGGACAGACGAGGACGGGCGCUGCCUGCCGCUCCUGCCUCCGGGGCAGGCUAAGGCUGGCACCUACAAGCUGCGCUUUGAGACGGGGGAGUACUGGCAGAGCCUGGGGCACACCAGCUUCUACCCCUUUGUGGAGGUCGUCUUCACCAUCACCGACCCAGCCCAGAAGCUGCACAUCCCGCUGCUGAUCAGCCCCUACUCCUACACAACGUACCGGGGCAGCUAGGGCAAGGCCCAUCCUCUCUGCAGGGCCGCCGGUCGCUGGGGGGGAAACCACACGACUGACACCAUUAAAGGAUUCAAACAGCA